This is a messenger RNA of Sporisorium graminicola, 474 nucleotides long. RefSeq lists its product as uncharacterized. The transcript has 2 exons. Bases 1 to 474 code for a protein of 157 amino acids. The record is from RefSeq and is a predicted model, not a curated record. Lineage: Eukaryota; Fungi; Basidiomycota; Ustilaginomycetes; Ustilaginales; Ustilaginaceae.
AUGUCCAAUCCGUUUUCCAACGACGUCCGAAUCGACAUUCCGGGUACAGCCCUGCUGCGGCUUGCAAGUGAUGUCGUAGAUGCCUUGAACCGCAAGACGAUCGCAGAGGAACAAGAAAGACUCGCAUCGCGACAAGACGAAGCAGCACACGAACUGUACGAGCAACGUGUCGAUUUGAGCGUCACGCAGAGCUGUAUCGAUCCCUAUCGCUGGGCUGUAGACAAAGCUGAACACGGUCGAGCGAUACAAUUGCACGAGGAAACGCCAGACACAUCCAGGCGUUUGAUGCACCUAUUUGACCUGGGCACCAUCCCCAAAUCAGCAGUAGUCAUGCCUCGAGCCAUUGCUCUGCGGCGUCAAACACGACAGCUCGGCGAAGAUGUUGCGAAACAGGAAGACAUGAUGCUUGACUUUCUUGAGUAUCUAGCCUUCCAUCGCUUGUCCAAGGACUUCUUCAGACUCUCUGACCAGUGA